Miscanthus lutarioriparius is the source of this 3756-nucleotide messenger RNA. NCBI's taxonomy places the organism in Eukaryota, Viridiplantae, Streptophyta, Magnoliopsida, Poales, Poaceae. The record is from the annotation of a GenBank genome assembly.
AUGGCUGGCAUAGAAGGGAUGGUCGUCUCGGCGGUCGUGAAGCAGGCCAUCCGGGGUCUCGCGGCGGCCGCCGGGAGCCCGAUGGCAAAGCUGUGGGGGAGCUGCAAGAAAGACCUGGAGGAGAUGCGGGGUACCCUUACUCUGCUUGAGGCCGCCCUAAGGGACGCCGAGCGACGGUCCGGGGCCGAGGAGGCGGUGCGCGUGUGGCUGCGGCAGCUCAAGGCCGUCGCGCGCGAAAUCUCCGCAGCUCUCGACAAAGCCCCGCCGUCGCCGUGGAAGGUUUUUGCAAAACUUAGUUUAGUUAACAAGAUAGACGAGCUUAAGAAGAAGCUAAAGUCACUGGAAGAGAACCGCUGUAUGUUGGGGUUCAGUUUGCAUAAUAACGGAAGCAUUGAGGACGUGAUAGCGAAGAGGGAAACAGUAGCAUGUAUGGACGAUGGAUUCACUGUCAUUGGACGAUCAGGAGAGAAUGAUGAGAUGAUAAGGCUUCUAUUAGGGUCUGAAGAAAACCUGGCUAUUAUUUCUAUUGUUGGCCUUGGAGGCAUAGGUAAGACCACUUUAGCAAAAUUGGUCUUCAAUGACAGCAGAAUGCAAGAUUUUGACAGGAAGGCAUGGAUCCAUGUCUCCCAAAGGUUUGAUUUGGGAAGAAUAGGAAAAGCUGUUAUAUCACAAUUUGAAGGUACUGCUGCUACCUUUGAUGAUCUGCAGUCUCUGUAUAAUCAGAUAGAAAACCUUUGUAGCGGCAAAAGGUGCUUAGUUGUGUUGGAUGACCUGUGGGAGAGUAACAUUGAGAUGUUGCACAAACUGAAACUGUUGCUAAGAUGUGGAAAGAAUGGGAGUUUGGUUAAGGUCAUUGUGACAACACGUAAUGAAGAAAUUGCUCAGGAAAUGUCGACGUUUGGCCCAUAUAAAUUGGGACCUUUGUCCGAUGAUAGCUGCUGGACUAUAUUCAGACAAGUUGCUUUCCAACGGACACAUGAAGAAAAUUCGCAUGCACUAGAAGCUGUUGGAAGGGACAUUGCUAAAAAAUGCAAAGGUUUACCCUUGGCAGCUCAUGCUGUUGGAUCCAUGCUUCGCAAUAGGACUGUUGAUUUCUGGAAAGCUACUAGAGAUAACAAUGCUUGGGAUCAAUACUCAUCUCACGAAGAUGUCUUGCCAUCAUUGAGGUUGAGCUAUGACCAUAUGCCAUCUUAUUUAAAACCAUGCUUUGCCUACUGUGCCGUCUUCCAAAAAGGUUCUGCCAUAGACAAGAACAAAUUAAUUCAACAAUGGAUUGCUCUUGGCUUUAUUAAGCCAUCCCUACCAGAUUUGUCUUACAGAGUUCAGGCCGAGGAAUAUUUGAGAGAUAUUUUGGCAACAUCUCUUCUUCAAAAGAAAGCAUCUUCCUUGGUUCAUGUGUAUGCCAAAACUUCACAACAUCUCAUCAUGCAUGACUUAGUGCAUGACUUGGCACGAUCAGUUGCUGGUGAUGAAACACUUUUUCUUGAUUGUACAAAGCCAAACAACUUACUCACUGACAACUGCCAUCAUGCUGUUGUGGUGAGAUAUGAUAAAAGGCUUUCCAAGUCCUUGCCUGCUCAAGUAAGGUCACUACAUUUCAGAGACUCUGGUGGAAUGUGGAAGAAAACUCCCUGCCUCCCUGUUCCUGGUGAUGCAUUCUCAUUAACCAAAAACUUAAAUGUCUUGGAUAUAACGGGAUGUGAUUUGAGGAAGUUGUCAGAUCCAAUUCGUCAGUUAGCCCAUUUGAGGUACCUUGAUGCUUCACUAUUGCCUGACAAAGAUCUUCCCGUGUGGAUUACUAGUCUCCUGAAACUACACUAUUUGAGCAUCCAUGGGUCUUCUAAAAUGUCGAAGUUCCCUGAGUCAAUCAGCAAGCUCAAAGAAUUGACACAUCUGGACUUAUCAUGUUGUGGAAACCUUGCCUACUUACCAGAUAUUUUCUCCAACCUUACAAAUCUCUCUUUAUUGAACCUAGCAGAUUGUACUAGCCUUUCUGCAUUACCUAAUUCCAUAUGUGACCUUGUGAAUUUAGAGAUCCUAAACCUUUCAGGUUGUGUCCUGGAAGAAUUACCUCAAACUAUGGGAAAUCUGCACAAGCUACGGCUACUGCACCUAUCCAGAUGUUCAAAGCUUCGCUUCUUGCCUGAUUCCAUCAGUAAUCUUGUGUCCUUAGACAAGUUAGACCUAUCGUAUUGUUCUGUUUUGCAAGAGCUACCAAAAUCCUUUGGUGACCUUGAGGAACUAAGGUUUUUGGAAUUAUCACACUGUUCAAGUCUUGUAAGAUUACCUAAUUCAGUUGGUAAUCUCACAAAAUUGCAGCAUCUGAACUUAGAAGGCUUCAUAUGUUCCACAUCAUUGCACCCCACCGAUCUACUCUCCUACUUUAACAUGCUAUUUCGAGUCCUAUGUAAACUAUCCAACCUUGAAUACUUAAACUUGUCAGCAUGUCCUGUUUCUACUCUUUCUGAAUCUCUUGGCAAUCUCAAAAUGCUCCGCACAUUAGACAUCUCGCGUUGCAUUUCUCUAAGAAAAUUACCUCAAACCAUUCUCAAGUUACCAAAUCUUGAGUCUUUAGUUGGAGUAAAUCAUGGAGAGCUUGAGAUAAAAUUUCUUGAAAAUGUCGCAAGUUUAGAAGAAGUGAAGAAAGUCAACUUGGCAUUUAAGUCAAGGCUCUCCAAAUUGUUUCUAUCUUGGACUGGCAGUGUUAACGACCAUCUUUUGGAUGACGAAUCUUUGCUCAGGGAGCUUGUACCCCCAACCACUUUGGAGCAGUUUAUUCUCCAAGGCUACAUGGGUAUCAGAUUUCCUAGUUGGACUGGCUCUGCUACAUAUCUUGCAAAUCUUUCCCGAAUUGAGCUGCUAAAUUUGCCAAGAUGCACACAGCUACCAUCACUUGGUCAGUUGCCUAACUUACAAGAAUUGUCCCUCCGAGCACUGCAAAACAUCAAUAAGUUGGAUGAGGAUUUCUGUGGUGGCAGUCCAGCAUUUUCAAAGUUAACAAAAUUUACUGUCCAGGACAUGAACAAUCUAGAAAUAUGGAACACUACAGUAUCAAUACCCCAUGAUGAUACUAGGGGAAACUUCAUGUUCCCCAACCUUCACAAGUUGUUGAUACAUGGAUGCAACAAGCUGAGGGUGAAACCAUGCCCACCUGCUACCGUGGAAUGGGUCAUAGAGGCUAAUGACUUAAUUGUAUCAUCAUGGACUGUGGGAGGGCGUGCGAGGAUUUGCUUCAGUCCAGCAGUAACUUGUUUAGAAAUCUCAGAUUGCCAUGUCCAUCCUGACGAUUGGAGGUUGCUCAACCAUCUACCCGGCCUUCGCAAGCUGAGGAUCCGCAUGUGCAAUAAGCUGACAAGCCUACCAGCAAGUGCUGAAGGCCUCACCUCCCUUCACUCUCUACUUGUUUUUGCAUGCCAUGGAUUGACAGAACUGCCGGAAUGGCUAGGCAGUCUCACCUCGCUCCAAGAACUGGAAAUCAACUACUGCCCGAAGCUCAAGUCCUUGCAGCAGAGCAUGAGGCACCUUGCCUCCCUCAGAUUGCUGCACCUAGGUCACUGCGACGGCAUGUCGGAGCUGCCAGAGUGGUUGGGUGACCUCACCUCUCUUCGGAGACUUGACAUCUGGGGAUGCCAGAGAAUCAAGAGUUUGCCACAGUGCGUGCAGCACCUCGCGAUGCUGAAGGAGGUACAAAUCAAGCAUAACCCUGAACUGAAGCAGUGGUGUGAAUUCUUUUUAGAAGGAAAAGAAAUAGUCUGA